AUGAUCAGUACUGCCGUCCACGGUAGACCAUGCGAGAGGAUCGCCAGUGGGCUACGGCCAUCAUAUGAAACAAGAAACCAAAUCACAAACAAGCAAAUGUUUAAGUAUAACAUCUAUGCUGGUCAAUAUGGGACGAAGGGCUGUGAUUCCAUUGCAAUGGCAUCUGAAACUGAUGAGAAAGCUAAGAUGGAGAGUUUGUCAUCUGCUGCAGCCUUUGUGGAGGGUGGCAUUCAGGACGCUUGUGAUGAUGCAUGUAGCAUUUGCCUUGAGGCUUUCUGUGAGAGUGACCCUUCUGCAUUGACUGGCUGCAAACAUGAGUUCCAUCUCCAAUGCAUUCUUGAAUGGUGUCAGAGAAGUUCACAGUGCCCAAUGUGUUGGCAGCCUAUUAGUAUGAAGGAUCCUACCAGUCAGGAGCUGCUCGAGGCAGUAGAGCGUGAGAGGAAUAUAAGAACCAAUCAAACUCGAAACACAACUAUAUUUCAUCAUCCUGCUCUUGGGGAUUUUGAGCUGCAGCAUCUGCCUGUUGGUAAUGAUGCUGAGCUUGAAGAGCGUAUACUACAACAUCUAGCUGCUGCUGCUGCUAUGGGAAGGGCACACCAUCUUGGAAGAAGGGAGGGGCACAGGGGACGAUCUGGCUCUCAUGGUCGCCCACAGUUCCUAGUUUUCUCGACACAUCCAAAUUCACCUUCCGCUGGCACAAUGUCUACAUCUUCUGCUCAUGUGGAGGGAGAAAAUGAUUCAAAUCCUGCCACCCCUAGAGCUAGUGAGUCAUCUCCACGAGCUAUUCGCAUUGGAGAUGCGGGAAACCAAAGUCCCAGGAUGCUUACCUAUGAUGCUGAACAGGAUGCUGUCGUUUCUUCCGGAAAUAGCACUCCUGUAUCGAGUCCUCGGUUUCUUAACAGGAGACACUCCACUGGACAGUCAACUCCAGACAGGGCUGGACCAUCGGAUGUUCAGUCUUUCUCAGACUCCCUGAAGUCUCGCUUAAAUGCUGUCUCUAUGAAGUACAAAGAAUCUAUUACAAAGAGUACACGAGGGUGGAAGGAGAGACUCUUUUCACGUAAUUCGUCCGUGGCGGAUCUUGGUUCUGAAGUGAGAAGAGAAGUUAAUGCUGGAAUCGCGUCCGUGUCACGGAUGAUGGAGCGUCUGGAAACUAGAGGAAAUAGCAGAACAGGUGAUAGCCCAACAGCAUCCACUUCUGAAGUUCCUCCCGCUACGGAAUCAAGCAAUGAAAGGAUUACAGAGAGCAACUCUGCUGCUGCUGCUGCUGCUGCUGGUGGUAGUGGUGGUAGUACUACUACCACUAUGAGUACCAGUUCUAGCAAUGCCUCUGCUCCUUGUGUCGCGACAUCUGGUUCAAAUUAG
Messenger RNA from Miscanthus lutarioriparius, 1365 nucleotides. The record is from the annotation of a GenBank genome assembly. NCBI's taxonomy places the organism in Eukaryota, Viridiplantae, Streptophyta, Magnoliopsida, Poales, Poaceae.